GGCAACCAGGCUCCUCUAGACUCUAGUCUCACAUCACACGGUUUUCGCUCAGGUGUGAGGAGCAUGAGGGUUUUCGGGCUGCUCGCUCUCGCCGGCGCGGCGCUGCUGCUGGCCGCGGCCGUCCCCGCGAGCGGCAGCGUGGCGUCGAUCGUCACGCGGGACACGUUCUACUCCAUGCUGAGGCAGGGCCACCACGGCGGCGGCGACGGCGGGUGCGACGGGGGCGCCUUCUUCUACUCCUACGACGCGUUCGUGGAGGCCGCGAGCACGUUCCGCGGCUUCGGCACCACCGGCGACCAGGCCACCCGCCGCCGGGAGCUCGCCGCCUUCUUCGCGCAGACCUCCCACGAGACCACCGGUUACUGCUGGGUGAAGCAGCGGAGCCCGGCCGGCGAUCGGUACUACGGGCGAGGCCCCAUGCAACUCACUCACGAGCACAACUACCGGCGAGCCGGGGACGCGCUGGGGCUGGACCUGGUGAGGAGGCCGGACCUGGUGUCGACCGACCCCGUGGUGGCCUUCAAGACGGCCAUCUGGUUCUGGAUGACGCCGCGACAUGGGGCGCACAAGACGCCGUCGUGCCACGCCGUGAUGACCGGCGGCUGGAGGCCGUCGCGCAGGGACCGCCGCGCCGGGAGGCUCCCCGGGUACGGCAUGACCACCAACAUCAUCAGCGGCGGGCUGGCGUGCGGCAAGCGCCACGGCACGCCCCAGGGCAGGGAUCGGGUCGGGUACUACAAGAGGUGCUGCCGCCUGCUCCGUGUCCGGCUCGGCCGCAACGUGGCCUGCAUCAACCAGAAGCCGUACGGGCACGGUGGCUGAUUGAUUAGUCAGCCAGCAGUACUCAUUGUUGCUCGCUCCAGUGCUUGCUUGGUGGUGACAAGAAGAAUAAAAGCUAUAUAGCUAACCGCAGGGCAAAAACCUUUGAGAGUGUGUUCUUCCGUAAGAGAUGAUGGCGUAUGGUCAUUUCGAUCUGGAUGUGUGAUAUCAUCAAGA
This is a messenger RNA of Triticum aestivum (bread wheat), 996 nucleotides long. RefSeq names its product chitinase 11. Bases 64 to 822 code for a protein of 252 amino acids. Gene Ontology annotation, biological process: cell wall macromolecule catabolic process; defense response to fungus; chitin catabolic process. The record is from RefSeq and is a predicted model, not a curated record. Gene Ontology annotation, molecular function: chitinase activity. NCBI's taxonomy places the organism in Eukaryota, Viridiplantae, Streptophyta, Magnoliopsida, Poales, Poaceae. The transcript has 3 exons.